Molecule: messenger RNA, 4387 nt
Organism: Chlamydomonas reinhardtii
Lineage: Eukaryota; Viridiplantae; Chlorophyta; Chlorophyceae; Chlamydomonadales; Chlamydomonadaceae
Exons: 11
Coding region: 314-3502 (1062 amino acids)
Molecular function (GO): glycosyltransferase activity
Source: RefSeq, a predicted model, not a curated record
CGUUCUACUUCUACGACUGCGAUAUGACUACAUACAACGUCUCAUGCUUUCCUGAUUCACUCGCGCGAAGUCUGUUCGCGGCAAUGUUGCGUUGCAUCGCCAGCCCUAAGGCUUUUGACAAUGUUACACGGCGUAUAUAGGAGCAUACAACACGCCCAGCAUGAUGCGCUCGGGCCACGGAUUCAGCUCGCUCGUGGCAAGAAGCGUGCUCCUUUUCUUGCUCCUGCUCGUCUGCCCUGGCGGUGGUCCGACGCAUGUCAGCGCGCAGAGAAAGAUACCAUGGUCGCUCAUCAGGAAUGCCAACUGGACGCAAAUGCUGUCUCAGCCCUCCGUGUUCGUGUCACGGGCGGUGCUGCGCAUCCGCAGCCGCAACCAGGCCAAACAGCAGGGCGAGGGGGAGGGGCAGGAGCAGGGGCAGGGGCAGCUGCAGCAGCAGCCGGCGCCGCAGUGCGCUCGCUAUGUGGGGUUGCAGUACCUGCAGGCCAUCCGGGAAAGCCGCGUGGCGCUGUGCGUGCCGCCCAGCCAACAGGGGCAAGCAGGGGGAGGAGGUGACGGCGGCCGCCGCCGCAGCCUCGAUUUCCGCAGCAGCCGCAGCGGCCGCAGCAGCCUUGGCGACGGGGGCUUUGGGGAGCAGGCCUUGUGGGGAGGGCAAGGGGAAGGGGUGUCUGGGGCUGAGGACUGGCACCCCCUCCAUAGCCAUAGCCUUAGCCAUAGCCGUAGUCAAAGCCAAAGCCACAGCCACAGCCAUGGGCUCAGACACCUGUCGGAGGCGGCUGGCAAGGGCAAAGACGAGGCGGAGCCGGAGGAGCCGGAGGCAAGGGGGCGGGCGGGCGCAGCAGCUGCACUGCCGGCGGCCGAAGGCGGCAGCCGCACCAAGCGGCGGCGGCGGCGGCUAGAGAAGCGCGGCGGCAGCGGCGGCGGCGCUGACGGCGACGACGACGUCGGCGGGCCGCUGCCCGCCACCGAGUCCUCCGUCGACUGCUACACCGCGCCCUUCGUGCGCGCCGGAGACUCCGCGAAGGCCACCGUGUCGCUGUGCCGCAGCCGCAACCUGCUGCUGAACAGCUGCGAGCUCUUCGCCUUCCGGCGCCCCGGCACGCUCAGCAAGAAGUUUCCGGCUCCGGCGGCUGGCGCGGUGCGACUGGCGUGCGAGAUGCGGGACGGCGGCGCGAUGGCGGCGGAGGACCCGGGGGCGCUGGGCUUCCUGAGGUCCAUGAACUCGGCUGUGUGGUGGGCCAAUGCCACACGGGACGACGCGGCUGUGGCUGCCGCCUGUGCGCCCGGGUCCCCCACCCUGGUGACCACGCCCACGCUGUUCGUGCUGCGCGACCGCCACUCCAACUACGCCCACGAAAUGGAGGUUGUGUCCAUGGCCUUCAGCUUCCUGGCAGCUCUGGAGCCCCGCGACGUGGCGGAGCAGGGCGUGCAGGUGGUCAUCACGGACCAGGCCCCGCCCACCGGCUUCCUGGAGACCUGGGCCCGCAUCAGCCGCCCGCACCGGCUGCGCGUGCUGGCGCAGGACCCCUUCCCGCCCGGCACCUGCUUCGCCUCCGCCUUCCACGUCUACACCUUUGCCGCCGGCAUCGGCUACAACACCAACGCCGACACGGUGCGCUGCGAGAGCCCGGUGGUGGCGGGCCUCAGCGGCUGGCUGCGGCAGAUGUACGGCCAGGCCGACCCAAACACCGCGCCGCCGGCGGCGGAGGCGGCUGGAGGCGGCGGCGGUGGCGGCGGCGGCGGAGGCUCAGUGGCGGGCGCCGCCGCCAUUGCGGGCCCGGCGACGGCGGCGGCGGGCGUGCGUGGGCUGCGGCCGCCGGCGGGGGGCAUUGUGCUGAAGAACGUGGUGUGGCUCAGCCGCCGCAAUCUGGAGACUGUGCGGCUGCUGCUGAACGCCAGCGCGGGCUGGAAGAGCAUGCGCAUGGUGCGCAACGAGGACGCGGUGGUGGCGGGCCUGGUGGCGGCGGUGCAGCAGUGGAACGCACAGAGCUGCCUGCUGCGCCGAUUCGACCGCGCGGUCAAGGCGGAGUACGAGCGCUCGUUUGUACGGAUGCACGGCGUGCACGCCGCCGCGGUGGCGGGUCCCACCACCACCUCCUCCAGGGAGCAGGAGGCGGCGACGGCAGGCGGCGGCGGCGGAGGAGCAGGAGGAGGAGGAGCAGUCGGAGAAGGAGGAGGAGGAGGAGGAGGGGCAGGGGCGGCUGCCGCAGGCAGGGAAGGCGGCGGCAGGCGCAGCAGUCGCCGGCGAGGGCUGCUGCGGCGGCUGCUGGCGGCUGUGAAAGGUGGAGCGGAGGAGAAGGAGGAGGAGGCAGACGAGGAGGAGGAGGCGGAGGCAGGGGUGGGGAUGGACGAGGAAGGGGUGAAGGAGGCAGCUGAGGUGGAGGGAGCGGGGCAGGCUGCCGCGGCUUCGGUGGGCGGCAACGUCGGUCGCGGCGCUAAGGGGAGAGCGGGGCAGCAGCAGCAGCAGCAGCAGCACCAACACCAGCAGCAGCAGCAGCUGUCGUCAGGAAAGGAGCUGAAAAAGAGCUCCAAGAGUAAUAAAAAGAAGCGGAUCAACAAGUCGGGCCGCCUCUCGGCCGAGGACUUGGCAGAGCUGGAGCGGAUGAUUGCGGAGGAGGAGGGGCGCGAUGAGGAGGAAGACGAAGAGGCGCUGGCCGGGAUCCGGCAGCGGGAUGAGCUCUUGGACUUCCUGGCGGGCGUGACCGCCGCUGAUGGCAGUAGCAUCGGCAGUAGCGGCGGCAGCAGCAGCGGCAGUAGCCGCCGCCGCCGCCGGCUGCAUGCUCACGUGGCUCAGGCGACGGGCGAGGGCGGCGGCGAGGAAGACGAGGAGGAGGAGGAAGAGGAGGACGGCAACGGCGGCGGCGGCGUAGCCGCCGCCGCCACCGCUGCCAGCACCGCUACCACUGCCGCCGCCGGCGGCGCUGCCGCCGCCAACGCCACGAUCUCGCCGAAAGCGAAACCCCAGCGGCCGUCGUACAUGAUUGGAUCCAGCAUUGUGGACCUGGAGAAGCUGUGGGCUCUGGACGAGGAGUCGGGCGAGAGCUGCCGCCGCACCAAUGUGCUGUUCAAGUUCGUGGAUGGCGACUUCAAUGAGCUCACCUACCACCAGCAGCUGCAGGUCAUCUUCCGCACGGGCGUGCUUGCGGGUGUGCACGGCGCGGGCCUCACACACGGCUACUUCCUGGCACCCGGGCAGAGCGCGGUGCUGCAGCUGCUGGGAGACUCGUUCAAGGAGGUGUCCGCCAACAACGUGUUCCGCAACAUGGCGGCCUCCUGCGGCAACCACUACGCCGACGUGCUGUACCGCGGCGUGGACGUGGACGUGCCGCAGCUGCAGGCGGCGGCCAGGAGCGCCAUGGACUUUGUGGCGGGCGCGGUGAUGGAGGCGCAGGAGCGGCGCAGCGGGCCGCUGCGGCUGGUGCUGGACGACCAGACCCACUUCAACGUGGUCAGCCCGCCGCUGGAGACCUGCCCCGCCGCGGCGCAGGGCAACACCGGGCGAUGAGCUGGGCUGGGGAUGGGAUGGGGAUGGGAUGGGAUGGGAUGGGGUGGGGUGGGGAUGGGGCUGGGGUGGGGUGGGGUGGGAUGGGGUGGUGAGUGGGGUGCUGGGUUGGGGUGCUGGGUGGGUGAGCCGUGUGGUGUGUCGUGGUGAGUUGAGCUGGCAUGUGUAUGAGGUGGGCUGGGCUGGGUUGGUGGCGGUAUCGGUUGAUGGCGCAGAGGGGCUAGCGACGGGUGUGGGGUGAAGGUGGGUUGUAGAUAGCGGCCAGCCCAAACUAAAAUGAUUAAAUGAACUCAACGCAAAAGUGGGGGUGGGGGUGGGGAUGAAGGUGGCAAGCCAGGUAUGCCACCCCGUGCGGCCAUAUGGCGCUUUGGGCGGCCUUCGUGUGCGUUGCCGCACACACUGCAGCAGCAGCAGGAGCGGCGGUACUGCCGUGCUGCAGGUAUGGCGAUACCGUUUUGCAAUGGGCAUGCUGGCAGGAUUCUUUUUCCUGGGAAGUCGGCGCUUUUGGAGGCGAGCGAGCUUCGUAGCUGUGUGUCGCGCGGGCGCAAAUCAGUUCUGUUGUGCAUGUGUGAAGGCGCUCCGCCGCGUGCGUUCUUUUUUCCUUGUGGCUGCUGGAUGACGCAUGCAUGCCGCGUGUGCACGCGUGCGGGAGCUCAAGCACUUGGCACGUUUUCGGAUUCAUUGCAACGGUAUUCCUUUUUGGGGGGCCCUCAUCCGGUAACGGGGCGUGGUCGCGUGGCCAGCAUUUGCGGGUUGUUACUGUUAGGGCGUGGGUGUGGGUGCUGUGAGUGCCGCUGUUAGGCAGAGGGAGAGGCUGUGUGAGAGCGAGCCGACUCCCCUGGCCUUCGGGCCGCAAAAGGACGGGUGGGGUUGUAAACACCAGCCCAA